ACCUAUUUUCGUGGUUUCCUAUUUUCGUGGUUACCUAUUUUCGUGGUUUCCUAUUUUCGUGGAUACCUAUUUUCGUGGUUACCUAUUUUCGUGGAUACCUAUUUUCGUGGAUACCUAUUUUCGUGGAUACCUAUUUUCGUGGAUACCUAUUUUCGUGGUUUCCUAUUUUCGUGGUUUCCUAUUUUCGUGGAUACCUAUUUUCGUGGUUACCUAUUUUCGUGGAUACCUAUUUUCGUGGUUACCUAUUUUCGUGGAUACCUAUUUUCGUGGUUUCCUAUUUUCGUGGUUACCUAUUUUCGUGGAUACCUAUUUUCGUGGAUACCUAUUUUCGUGAUUACCUAUUUUCGUGGAUACCUAUUUUCGUGGUUUCCUAUUUUCGUGGUUUUCGUGGUUUCCUAUUUUCGUGGAUACCUAUUUUCGUGGUUUCCUAUUUUCGUGGAUACCUAUUUUCGUGGUUACCUAUUUUCGUGGUUUCCUAUUUUCGUGGUUUCCUAUUUUCGUGGUUUCCUAUUUUCGUGGAUACCUAUUUUCGUGGAUACCUAUUUUCGUGGUUUCCUAUUUUCGUGGAUA
Molecule: messenger RNA, 570 nt
Organism: Lottia gigantea (owl limpet)
Lineage: Eukaryota; Metazoa; Mollusca; Gastropoda; Lottiidae
Exons: 1
Source: RefSeq, a predicted model, not a curated record